Messenger RNA from Helicoverpa zea (corn earworm), 2761 nucleotides. RefSeq names its product nuclear pore complex protein Nup93-like. The transcript is spliced from 15 exons. Gene Ontology annotation, molecular function: structural constituent of nuclear pore. The record is from RefSeq and is a predicted model, not a curated record. Gene Ontology annotation, biological process: protein import into nucleus; poly(A)+ mRNA export from nucleus. NCBI's taxonomy places the organism in Eukaryota, Metazoa, Arthropoda, Insecta, Lepidoptera, Noctuidae. Bases 237 to 2702 code for a protein of 821 amino acids. Gene Ontology annotation, cellular component: nuclear pore.
CUCAACUGUCAAGUUGAUGUCACCAUCACAAGCGGUAUUUCAUAUUUCAAUCAAUUUCCGCGAGUAAAAAUUGGAAUUUACCGGCCGUUUUUAUAAUUCUUGAUACUCUUUGCUUACUUUGGUCGGAAUCGUAAAUGUAUUCGUAAUUUCAAAUUAGUGCUUGUUUAUCGAAGCAGUCGACAGAAGUGUCAGGCUGUAUUUGUGUGUAAACAAGCUUGGAUAACCUCUACCGCACGAUGGCAGACGACGAUUUCAGUAAAUUAUUGCAACAAGCUGAACAAUUAACGACUGAAAUAGAAGGCAAUGAGGAGCUACCUAGAGUUGAACGUUCCUUAGGCCAGGUGCUUGAGGCGUCGCAGGAGCUAUACUCAAGAGUUAUCCAGUCGGGCGCGAACGAUAUACAAGCGCAUCUUUUGUUCGGUUCAAAAGGAAUUGAUUUACAACAGAUAUCCCAAAAACUCGAAACACUAAGUUCUAAGAGGACUUUCGAGCCACUACAACCUAUUGCUGACUCUGAUAUUGAAAGCUUUCUAAGGAAUGAGAGAGAAAAUGCUAUUUUAUCACUAAUUGAUGAGGUCAACAAAAAUUCACUACAAACUACUGAAGACCAAAAAUGGGAACACAUGUUAUCAGAAUGGAACAGAGAAAAGAUAAAGUUGAUGAAUGCUAUGAUUGGCCCGUCUCAAAACUGGCUGGAUCUCAAGAGGACCCCUGAGCCACCAAGUAUUGCGGACACACCCAAGAAGUUUGGUCAUUCCAUGCUGGAUAACAUAGAGGCUGCAUAUGCUCGACAAGUUCAUCAGUACAACAAGCUGGUGUUCCAAGGGUCUAAGUCGAGGACAGCCUUGCAUCUGAAGUUUGCCCAAGUUGCUGAGGAAUUUAAUGAUGCAAAAGUUAAAGAAAUGUGGGAGAUAAUUAAGACAAUGGCCAAUAUACCAGCUCUCGUGAGAGAUGAGGAUCCUCUCAAGGCCAGAGGAAAUCCCACCAUACAACAGUGUCUUGUUGCUCAAGGCAAGAAAUACUUAGAGAAAAGAUACAAACUAUACAUGAGUGAUGUAGUGAGAUCCAACCCAUCAGCAGCUAUGCGAGGCGGAGAGCCAGGCACAUAUCCUCUCGUGCGAGGUUUCGUAGGCCUCCGCUUACAGGGACAGAAUGUGCAGGUGUUGACAGAUGGUGUUAUUGAUGAGCGCCCGCUCUGGCCCAUGGUUUACUACUGCCUGAGAAGUGGUGAUGCCAAUGCGGCCCUGCACUGCUUGAGGAAGGCCGGCCGAGACCAUGAAGAAUUCAUCUCUGCUCUGGAAGAAUACAUAAAGAAUCCCGAGAAACCUUUGAGUGAUAAAUUACAAACUGCCAUAAAUUUCCAAUAUAGGAUACAAGUGCGCAACUCUACAGACCCUUACAAAAGAGCUGUAUACUGCAUAAUUGGUUGUUGUGAUCUCAGCGAUGAGCAUUACGAAGUGGCGCGCACAGCCGACGAUUAUCUCUGGCUGAAGCUUUCCUUCAUCAAAUCGCGCACCAACAACGAGACUGAAUCAUUCUCAUAUUCUGACCUGCAGAAAAUGAUUUUAGAAGAAUAUGGAGAAACACAUUACCAUGCUUAUGAGAAACCAGUAGUGUAUUUCCAAAUGCUGACAUUGACUGGCCAGUUUGAACCAGCAAUUGAAUUCUUGUCAAGAAUUCCAAGGUUCCAAGUACAUGGUGUGCAUAUGGCAUUGGCACUUCAUGAUGUUUACAUGUUAGGAACUCCUCGUAAUGUUCAAGCUCCCUUAUUAUCUGUGGACACGGACGACCCGUCGCCGCUCCGACGUCUGAAUUUGGCUAGACUACUGCUGUUGUAUGUCAGAAAGUUUGAGCUCACAGACCCAUCAGAUGCCCUACAUUAUUACUUCUUCCUGAGGAACCUCAAAGAUCCCAGUGGCAAGAACUUAUUCAUGUGCUGCUGUACUGACCUAGCACUCGAGAGUCGCGACUACGACCUCCUGUUUGGUCGGAUGGACGCACUCACCGGACUGCGUAGCUCCGGCCUAUUGGAUCAAUUCAAUAACCCACAUAUUGAUAGCAAAGUGAUAGCUCUGAAUGUAGCAGAACAGCUAGUGAACAAAGGAUUAUUUGAAGAUGCCAUUACCAUGUAUGACAUUGCAGGAAACUUGGAGAAGGUUCUAGAACUAUUCUGCGUGCUGUUAGCGCAAGUAGUGAACAGCGGAGGAGGCGCGGGUGGUCUGCGACAACGCCUGUCGUUGUUGGCCGAGCACGUCUCUAGGAGACUGCGCUCGGCCGACGGCACUGCGCUGCCUGCCGCUCUAGUGGAGGCUUACACUAAGCUGUGCAAGCUCAUGACAUUCUUCGAUCAGUUCCACAACGAGAAUUAUGAAGGAGCACUUGAGACGUUGCGUGACUGUGAGCUGGUGCCGCUGAGCGCUCGCGAGCUGGAGGCGCGCGUGUCGGCGGCGCGGACUGCGCGCGGCGAGCUCCUGCGCAGCCUGCCCGCCGUGCUGCGCGCGCUCUGCACCAUCCUGCUGGCGCAGCGACAGCGUCUGCGCACCGCCGCGCACUCGCAGCCGCUCGCCGCGCAGAAUAAUAAGCAAGUGGAAUGGCUUCGUGAACAAGCGGAAGUUCUGAACACAUUCGCGGGUAACAUAGCGUACAGAAUGCCCGGCGAUACCUACAGUCAGUUGGCGCAAAUGCAAAUACUGAUGCAUUAAAUUAAGUCUUGUAUUUUAGAAAAGGUCAUUUUCAUUAUGUAUUAAAUAUUUUCGUAUAA